AUGGGUAAAAAAAUCGGGGAACUUGCUGAUGUGCCGGACGUUGACAUUGCAGAAGCUGGAUGUUUCAAAUACAUAUUAAUUGAAGUGCGAGAUCUUGGUGCAACGCGUGAACAAUCAAAACUUGUUGUGCGCGGUGAUGCAUCAUGUGCUUAUCACGCUGACGUUCUGGACUUGUUGCAAGAUAAAAUCGAUGAUAGUAAAUUGAAAUUGGAUUGCAAAGGUGGAGGCCGUAUUCGAGUGAAUCCACAAACACGAACAAUAUCAGUGUACGGUUAUUCAAUGGGAUUCGGUCGAGCUGAUCAUGAAAAAACAGUCGAAAUUCUCAAAAAAAACUAUCCACAAUGGACGAUAGAAAUAACAGACGAAGAAUAUUAA
Molecule: messenger RNA, 375 nt
Organism: Adineta ricciae
Lineage: Eukaryota; Metazoa; Rotifera; Eurotatoria; Adinetida; Adinetidae
Source: the annotation of a GenBank genome assembly